Messenger RNA from Drosophila takahashii, 2501 nucleotides. RefSeq names its product Golgin 104 (gene Golgin104). The record is from RefSeq and is a predicted model, not a curated record. Gene Ontology annotation, molecular function: small GTPase binding. Gene Ontology annotation, cellular component: trans-Golgi network. Gene Ontology annotation, biological process: vesicle cytoskeletal trafficking. Lineage: Eukaryota; Metazoa; Arthropoda; Insecta; Diptera; Drosophilidae.
GCUGCUUUGCAAAUAUCAAACUUUUGUUGUAUAGCGAAUUUCUUUUGUAAAAUCUAAAUAAAUGAUAAAAUAACCCCAGCCAAUAAUGGAACCAGCUGAGGCCAAACAGCCGGCUGAGGUGGAGAGUCCGGCCAGCAUGGAAAAUGGAGAUUCAGGCGGGGAUUCGAACCAUUUCGUGGAGAAAACAAGUGUAGACGUGGAACCGAAAGCGGAUUUUAUUGAACAGCAGCUGGAAGAAAGCGAUGAGAAAAGUGAGACUCCUGGAGGCCAAUCAGCAGGCCAGGAUGAGGCGAAGCUAGAGCAGGAUCUCAGGACAGCCGUGCUCGAGCAGGUGCCAAUUGAGGAGGAAGGACUGAGCCUGCGGUUCAAGGAUCUGCAGGCCCAGGAAAAGGAGGAGGAGGAGAAACCCCCGCAAAAUGACAUCCUGUCCCAUGUCCAUUGCCUGGCCCAAUUGGAGGAGCAGCGGCGUAACUACGAACAGCAGUUGGAGCAACUACGCACAGCCAACAACCAAAAGGACAACAUGAUCACUCUCAUCCAGCGCGAGAACGCCAUCCUGGGCAAGGAGAAGCAGGCUUGUCGCAAGGAAAUGGACACCGCCAACAGGGAGAAGGAGGCCACCGUCAUUAAGUUUGCCAUGAAGGAGAAGCUGCUCAUCGACGCCAAGAAGGAGAAGGAGGCGGUGGAGAAGCAACUGGCCGAGGCCAAGAAGGAGGUCAAGAAUGUGUCCACCCGAUUCCUGGCUGUCAGCGAGGAGAAGUCACGCAUGACAUACAUCAUCGAUGAGAAGUGCAACGAAGUCAGAAAGUAUCAGCGGGAGUGCGAAAAGUACAAAACAGAAAUGGGUCAUUUGGAGUCCAGGCUCAAGUAUCACAUAAACAAACUCAACAUCGAAACGGAGGCCAAGGCGGUUGUAGAACGUAAAUUGGAAGAGGAAAAGAAUGCGCCCAAUAAGCUGGAAGAAAAAGCCAAUGAAAAGCUUAAAGUGGAAUUCGAAGCCAACACAAUACUCUUGAAACACGAGAUUACCAGCAAGACUGAGGCUCUGGAUAAAGUCACCAAAGAGCAGCUGAAACUAAGCGAAGCGAACAAAGAACUGCAGCAUCAACUGCAGGAGAUUACUAUAGAACACAACCAGCUUACAGAGGAAUUUAAUCGCCUAAGAGAGCUGCACAAUUCCGUAGAAGCUUCCUACAGCGAUGAGCUUCUUAACUCGGCGAAAUUAAGGGGACAACUAGAAGAACUCCAGCUCCUACGAACUCAAAACACCAUCAAUGAAGAAAAGCUUCUGGAGGAACAAAAGCGAAUCCAGCAACUGGAGGCUUUGGCCCAAGACAACGAAUUGGACCUGGAGCAACUGAAAGUCAAGAAACAAGAGUUGCUUACCAUUAACAAAGAGAUGAGUGAGCUAAUUGUGCGACUGCAGAAUGACAUUUGUUUAGCGGAGGCCAAGGCUCAAGGACUCGAUGCGGAGAACAAGUUACUGAAGCAGGAGAAGCUCACCUACGACUCCAAGUUCAAUCAACUGGAGCAGCAGCUCAGUUCGGAGGCGUCGGAAAAGAGCGAGGAGCGACUGCUGUUGGCCAAGCAUCUUUCCGAAAAGACCAAGCUGUACGAGCUGACCAAGCAGAAGCUGGAGGAUGUCCAAGGCGAUUUCGAAGCCAACCAGAACAAGCAUGCCACUGUGUUGAAGGAGCUUCACCGGGAGCUGAACAAGUACAAGCGGGGAAUUGCGGAAUCCAAGACGACCAUUAGCUACUGCAGCAAUUGCCAGCAGGCAAUCAAUGGUUAUCCAACGGAGAAUCCCGCGCAGCGCACUCACAGUCGCUCCAGCAGCCACGGCAGCCUGCACAGCGGCAGUCGGCGGGCCAGCGAGUCCUCCGAAUCGGAAACGGUGGCCAGUAGUGCAACCACAGUGCAGCAGGCGCCACCGCAGCCGGAACUCCAAGCGGUACCGUCCAAGAAAGUGCUCGUGGAGCGGAUAUUGCGACUUCAGCAGGCCACUGCCCGGCAAACGGAACGCAUAGAGUUCCUGGAAAACCACACAGCGGCUCUUGUGGCCGAAGUGCAGAAGAAAUCCAAGGUGGUGCAGCAUUACAUGCUCAGGGAUCAGACCGCCGGCGCAUUAACAACCUCCCGCAGCGAUCAGAACAAGAGCGAGCUGGUGAAGUACGGCAAUGGGAUUAUGGCGGCCAUCUACGGAGGAUCCUCGAAGGCGGGCGGCGAGAACAAGGCCAUGUCCUUGGAACUCUCGCUGGAGAUUAACAAGAAGUUGCAAACAGUUCUCGAGGAUACGCUGCUGAAGAAUAUCACGCUGAAGGAGAAUCUCGAUGUGCUUGGCAUCGAGGUGGACAAUCUCACGCGGAAACUGCGCUCCCUGGAGGUGAACAGCAAGUAAAAGCUCCAUUGUAUUCCAUUCCAGAGUCUAACCUUUGUAUAGAUAGUGUACAAAAAUCGUAUGUUCUUAUGUUUAAGUGUAUAAUAGAUGUAUUUAAUAUUUU